GGUGGCUGGGGGCGGGGCUAAAGUGACCGAGAGCGGAGCUCACCUGGGUGUGUCCGGGGCUGUUUUUAUCAGGUGGUGCAGUUUCAGUUGAAACAUUUCAAGUCGAGCGAAGAAGAAGAAGAAGAAGAAGAAGAAGAGAGGAGACAAACAGAGGACAGAUUUAUCUUCGCAGAGCAGCGUCUAGUGGAUCCAGCAGUCAUGUCGUCGAGGCCCAACGGGAGUCCACCUCCGUACGAGUCGGACGGAUAUAACGGCCCUCCACAGCCGGCCUAUUCCUACUACCCGGACGACGAGUUCCAGCACUUCUACCGCUGGACGUCUCCGCCGGGCAUCCUCAAGAUCAUGUCCAUCAUGGUCAUCGUGAUGUCCGUCGCCAUAUUUGCUUGCGUUGCCUCCACGCUGGCUUGGGACAGUCAGGGCGCCAUGGGUGGCUUCGGGUACGGCGGUGGCGCGUACGGAGGAGGCGCAUACGGAGGAACUUAUGGAGGGAACUACGGCAGCUUUGGCGGUGGCGGUUAUGGAGCCGGAAACAACUACGGAUACGGUGGACUCGGAGGGAACUACAACGAUCCCCGAAAGGGCAAAGGGUUUAUCAUCGCCAUGGCGGCCAUCACCUUCAUUGCGUGCCUGGCCAUCUUCAUCAUCAUCGUGUCUCAUCAGAGCCUAUCAGAGAGCAGGAAGUUCUACCUGGCGGUCAUCAUCAUCUGCGCAAUCCUAGCGCUGCUAAUGAUGAUUGCCGCCAUAGUGUACUUGGUCGCGGUGAACCCGAUGGCUCAGUCCUCCGGAUCGGUCUACGGCAGCCAGAUCGCCGGUCUGUGCGCUCAGUACCAACAACCGCAACCUUCAGGAGUGUUCGUCAACCAGUACCUUUACCACUACUGUGUCGUGGAGCCGCAGGAGGCCAUCGCCGUGGUGUUUGGCUUCCUGGUCGCCAUCGCGCUCAUCAUCAUGCUCGUCUUCGCUCUGAAGACUCGCCAGAAGAUCCAGAACUACGGCAAGAGCAACAUUUUGUGGAAGAGGGUGAAGGUCAUCGACGAGAUGGAGCCGCCGCAGGACGUCGAGGCGUGGGUGAACAAUGUGUCGGUCGCUCCCGAAGCUCUCCCGAUGUCGGACUACCCGGAGAAGCUGAGAGGCUCCAGGAGUCACCUGGACGAUGAAAGCACCAACUAUGACAAACCACCCUACAACUACACCCCUCAGCCUGCAGAAGAGGAGGUGCCUUUGCAAAACGGCGUCCCGUACAGCAACAGCUCGGAGGUGGCCAGCUCGGCCGGGAGGCCCAAAAAGAGACGAGCGGGUCGGCCACGACGCGCCGACGGACAGGACAACGACACCGACUACUACUCCUCAGGAGACGAGCUGGACGACGACGACUUCAACAGCGAGUUUCCUCCCAUUGCGGACGAGCAGCAGCGCAGCGACUACAAGCGUGAAUUCGACCGUGACCACCAGGAGUACAAAGACCUGCAGGCGGAGCUGGACUCCCUCAACAAGAAGCUGUCCGACGUGGACCGAGAGCUGGACGACCUGCAGGAGGGAAGCCCGCAGUACCUGGACGCUCUGGACGAGUACAACAGGAUAAAGAACAUGAAAAAGACUCCAGACUACCAGGUGAAGAAGCGGAGGUGUAAAUACCUGAAGUCCAAACUGAACCACAUCAAGAAGAUGGUCAGCGAUUACGACCGCAGGAACUGACAACAUCUCUGAACGGAUUUCACGCCUGUCCCAAGACGAGACAGAAGAGACUGAAAUCAGAUUUUUGUUUGAGCGGUGGGGUUGAAUGUUUCAGACGUUUCCGUUCUGUCUGCGCUGAUGUGAAACACUGCAAAAGUUUUGUUUUUUUUUAAGCAGAGGAAACAAAUAUUCUGUUUUGUAUUAUACCGAUGUUUGUGUUCUGAGCAUCACCUGCCAUAGGAACUGUUAAAUGUAUUUAUUCUAAACCACCAGAUUGUGGCGUGAACACAAAUCGAUACAUAAUCCCCCCCGUUUGUUUUGAAUAGCUCUUCGACACGAGAUGCUCAUAUUUUAACCCUCGUUUUUAAAGUAAGCCUGUAAAUAUGUGGGAAACACUGAUGUUUUUUAGCCGUUCGUGGAACGUUUGUGUUUUUAUGGUGCGUUUCUUUUAACGAUGGUAGAACAAACAAACACUUUGAAAAUGAUUGUGCGUGUUUAAUGCAUAGCGAUGUACUUUUACAAUGAUUUGUGAUACCUUUUUAUGAUAAUAAAUUCAUUUAUUAAACAGUU
Molecule: messenger RNA, 2244 nt
Organism: Larimichthys crocea (large yellow croaker)
Lineage: Eukaryota; Metazoa; Chordata; Actinopteri; Sciaenidae
Gene: oclna
Product: occludin a
Exons: 9
Coding region: 199-1695 (498 amino acids)
Biological process (GO): bicellular tight junction assembly
Cellular component (GO): bicellular tight junction; apical plasma membrane; cytoplasmic vesicle
Source: RefSeq, a predicted model, not a curated record